Messenger RNA from Saprolegnia diclina VS20, 581 nucleotides. RefSeq lists its product as hypothetical. Bases 1 to 579 code for a protein of 192 amino acids. The transcript has 4 exons. The record is from RefSeq and is a predicted model, not a curated record. Lineage: Eukaryota; Oomycota; Saprolegniomycetes; Saprolegniales; Saprolegniaceae.
AUGCGUCUGGUCGACGGACCGAUCCACCUUGCCCUCGCCGCGCACGAGGUGGCGUUGCGGCAGCUGCGCGCAGCCUCCAACUACACGCAGCUCGCCGCGCGCUACGCCGUCGAUGGCAUCAUUGUCGUGCCCGCCAAGCACAUGAUCAUCCUCCAAGCCGUCGAACGCGGCCUCGUCCUCACGACCACCCACGUUCUUGCCAUCCCGACGCACCUGUGCAUCGACUCCGAGGGCUCUACCGACGCGCUCAUGCCAUUGGCCGUCGACCGCUUUGGCGACGCGUUUGCCGAGUAUGGUUCUUAUAGCAUUGGCUCGCUUCUCCUCGUCUUGCCCAGUGCGUUCAGCGGCGGCGAGCUCACGAUCGCGUUCGACGACAACUGUGCCGCGCCACCUUCAGACAUAAGCAACAUGCAAGCAUCGAAGGAGCGCAAGGGCAAGGCGCGCGCUGAGCAGAAGGCCACCGAGACGCCCGAAGAGGAAGCAGCUCGGCUGGAAAAGCAACACCUUAGCCAUGCCACUGCCCGCGCCGUCAAGAAGGCCACCGAGACGCCCGAGGAGGAGGCGGCGCGACUGGAAUAGCA